Molecule: messenger RNA, 547 nt
Organism: Poecilia latipinna (sailfin molly)
Lineage: Eukaryota; Metazoa; Chordata; Actinopteri; Cyprinodontiformes; Poeciliidae
Product: type-2 ice-structuring protein-like
Exons: 5
Coding region: 1-450 (149 amino acids)
Source: RefSeq, a predicted model, not a curated record
AUGAAGUUGUUGACUGUGUUCCUCCUGGUUUCCUCUGCGGUCGUUCAGGCCAGUGCAUGUGCUUCUGGCUGGACUCUGAUCUUCAAUCGCUGCUUUAUCUAUGUUCCCAAUUACAUGACUUGGGCGGAUGCAGAGAAAAACUGUCUGUCCAAGGGGGCAAACCUUGCAUCAGUUCACCACCUGAACGAGUACCGUCAGGUUCAGGCUCUGAUAGCUAUAGCAGGUCACGGGUUCAAAGAAGCAUGGAUUGGAGGCACUGAUGCACAGCAGUGGGGCACUUGGUUGUGGAGCGAUGGAAGCCCGAUGAAAUACACAAACUGGUGUCCAUGGCAGCCUGAUAAUCAUUUUGGCUCCCAGCACUGCCUACAGAUGAACUAUUCAAGUAAAAAGUGCUGGGAUGACAUGAAGUGUACUCACAGAAACCCUUCUGUCUGCGCCAAGAAGAUCUGAAAAAAAGGUUCCCAAAGGGGCCUGAUGUGUAAAACAGAACCAGUGGAGGAUGAAUGCUAGGAGUUUCUGUUUACCUGCCAUUUUGCAACUUUAUAAA